Molecule: messenger RNA, 2807 nt
Organism: Marmota flaviventris (yellow-bellied marmot)
Lineage: Eukaryota; Metazoa; Chordata; Mammalia; Rodentia; Sciuridae
Gene: Pola2
Product: DNA polymerase alpha 2, accessory subunit
Biological process (GO): DNA replication initiation; DNA replication
Cellular component (GO): alpha DNA polymerase:primase complex
Molecular function (GO): DNA binding
Source: RefSeq, a predicted model, not a curated record
CGCGCAUGCGCGCAGCGCAAACCAUUUGGCGGGUUUUCCCGGCUGCUGGGUUCUGCUUCCCCAGCUGAGUAGCUCGGAGGUACCUUUUCCCCGAGCAGGACCUCCUCCGUCUCGAGGUUUCCGCGCCUUCCCUUCGGAGCUCUGGGGGGCUACCCCCACAGUAAAAAUAAAAAGUAUUUCGGUGUGAUUGACGCCUGGGCGCGAGGUCGUGGGUCGCUUGGUGACGUCCGGUCUCGGGCCCAGGGACUGAAAGGAUUAGAGAACCUUGCCUUGCUCGUCGCCCCGCUCGCCCGCGGGCGUCUAGGGCUCAGGUCGGAGCUGGGCUGGCCGGGCCCCCGGCCCCUGCUGAGUCGCCAUGCCCGUGUCCACCCAGCAGCUGGCGGAGGAGCUGCAGAUCUUCGGCCUGGACUGCGAGGACGCCCAGAUUGAGAAACUGGCAGAGCUGUGUGUUCUGUACGGACAGAACGAGGAGGGGAUGGUGGGCGAGCUCAUAGCCUUCUGCACCAGCACCAAGAAAGCUCACCUCACCCCUGAGGUCCUGAGCACUUUUGAACAUGAGAUUCUGAGCAAAAGAUUAUCUAAGACCUGGCACAGUAGCUCCAAGGACAGUGGGCAUGCGGGCACUAGAGACAUCAUUUCUAUACAAGAGCUAAUUGAAGUGGAAGAAGAAGAGGAGACCCUUUUGAAUUCUUACACCACACCCUCUAAGGGUCCUCAGAAGCGAGCUAUCACCAUGCCAGAAACCCCCCUAACAAAAAGGAGCGUGUCUACUCGUAGCCCACAUCAGCUCCUCUCUCCAUCGAGUUUCUCUCCAAGUGCUACUCCCUCCCAGAAAUACAACUCAAGAAAUAACCGAGGAGAAGUGGUCACCACCUUUGGCUCUGCACAGGGCGUGUCGUGGUCUGGGAGAGGAGGAGCUGGAAGCAUCAGCCUGAAGGUCCUGGGGUAUCCAGAGCCACUGACUGGGAGCUACAAAUCCAUGUUCCAGAAGCUCCCAGACAUUCGAGAAGUUCUGACCUGUAAGAUAGAAGAACUUGGCAGUGAACUCAAGGAACACUACAGGAUCGAGGCCUUUACUCCUCUUCUGGUCCCAGCCCAAGAGCCUGUCACCCUGCUGGGCCAGAUAGGCUGUGACAGCAAUGGGAAACUGAACAGCAAGUCAGUGAUUCUGGAGGGAGACCGGGAGCACUCCUCAGGUGCUCAGAUUCCAGUGGACUUGACUGAGCUCAAAGAGUACUCUCUGUUUCCUGGACAGGUUGUGAUUAUGGAAGGAAUUAACACCACUGGCAGAAAACUUAUUGCCACCAAACUCUACGAGGGUGUGCCGCUUCCGUUUUAUCAGCCCACUGAAGAGGACGGAGAUUUUGAGCAGACCAUGGUCAUGGUUGCCUGUGGGCCCUACACCACGUCUGACAGCAUCACCUACGAGCCCCUGCUGGACCUGAUCACUGUCAUCAACCGCGACCGGCCGGAUGUCUGCGUCCUGUUUGGUCCUUUCCUGGAUGCUAAGCACGAGCAGGUGGAGAACUGUCUGCUGACAAGCCCAUUUGAAGAUGUCUUUAGGCAGUGUCUGCGAACCAUCAUCGAAGGGACGAGAAGCUCCGGCUCCCACCUGGUCUUCGUCCCGUCCUUGAGAGACGUGCACCACGAGCCUGUGUACCCACAGCCGCCUUUUAGCUACUCCGAUCUGUCUCGGGAGGACAAAAAGCGAGUGCAGUUUGUGUCGGAGCCCUGCAGCCUCUCUGUAAACGGGGUGAUCUUUGGCCUGACGUCCACGGAUCUGCUGUUCCACAUGGGGGCCGAGGAGAUCAGCAGCUCCUCUGGAACCUCAGACCGACUCAGCCGCAUUCUCAAGCACAUCCUGACCCAGAGGAGCUACUACCCACUGUACCCUCCCCAGGAAGACAUGGCCAUCGACUAUGAGAACUUCUAUGCCUACGCACAGCUGCCGGUCACCCCAGACGUCCUCAUAGUCCCCUCGGAGCUGAGGUACUUCGUGAAGGUAGGUCUGCGCUGGCUUUCCUGGACCUCCAGAGCUGGUCUCUGCCUUUCCCUCCUGGGCCACCCAGCACUCACCCUUUGUAGGUCUGCUGAAGGGCAUGGUGGCCUCUGUGACCUAGCCCUGGGCCUGGUGGCUUUGGGGGAGAAGGUGGGACAACAUGACAAAUCCGUGGGUGAAGUGUAGCUGGAAUGGAGCAGGAGCCACCGGUGAGUGGGAAGGCCUGGCACAGUGGCUCCCACCAGGCGUGUCAGGGCGGCCUGGAGCGCGGCACACGGGCCCUGCCUUGCCCCUCGGUGCUCUGGUGACUUCCCGCGGGAUCCACUGAGGACACUUGGAAGCAGCUCAGGAGCCACUGUGGUCCCUGUACCGCGAGCCCUGCCUGCUGGGCUGAGUCCGUCACAGGGAACCCCCCAGGCAGUCCCCGUUUUCCAGACCAGAGCCGGUCCAGCCUCGGGAGGCAAGUUGUUUCUCAUCCAGAAAACAAGAAACAGCUGGAUGGGUUUGUCUCCGAGUAUGAGCGCCGACUGUCUUCCUCCAGGGCGCCUCUCCUUUGUUCAGUCUCAGAGACGCAGGAGCAGUUCAGAGUGACCAUGUGAUGGCCUCCGUUUCCAUUUUACAAAACCUUCUUUGGGGUCUGAGCGUCCGGCUACUCUGCCACAUCAGUCCCCAGUUGAGGGCCUCUAAAGCCGGUCUUCUCCCUUCCUUCCCCAGGACAUCCUCGGCUGCGUCUGUGUGAAUCCCGGGCGCCUCACCAAAGGGCAGGUGGGCGGCACCUUUGGCCGCCUGUACCUCAGGAGGCUGCUGG